Messenger RNA from Gadus chalcogrammus (walleye pollock), 6021 nucleotides. Its product is annotated as tudor domain-containing protein 15-like. The record is from RefSeq and is a predicted model, not a curated record. Lineage: Eukaryota; Metazoa; Chordata; Actinopteri; Gadiformes; Gadidae. Bases 287 to 5305 code for a protein of 1672 amino acids. Gene Ontology annotation, biological process: spermatogenesis. The transcript has 8 exons.
UCUAGGCACAAAGGACUGAUGGAUUGGUCUGGGAUUGGUUAUCUCGAUCAGUCAAUCAGAGUUACUCGAACUACAGCAAGCGGGAGGACCACACACACCCACACACACGUGCCUGCCAUCACUUCCGGAGUCGUCGGACCUCGUGUUGUUGACAUCUCGAAGCUCAUCUGAAUACUUAGCCCUUUUUUUCCAUAGAUGAAGCCCAGUGUGAUAACUGAAGAUCUGUUGACUCCCGCAGCUCCUGAUGGCUGGUACGUGACGGGUGGAGUCCUCACCAAAACAACAAAUGGAGGAGAUCCGCAAGUGGGAGGAUGAGGAACGGGCCAAGCAGCAGGAGGAGGAGGAGCGGGCCCGACGAGAGGCAGAUCAGAAGCAGCAAAUGGAGGAUAUCCGCAAGCGGGAGGAUGAGGAACGGGCCAAGCAGGAGGAGGAGGAGCGGGCCCGACGAGAGGCAGAUCAGAAGGCGUCAACAGGCUCAGCUGCUGUAAUGCCGGGGCUGGACUAUAUUAGUCCCAGGUCUCCAGAUUCUGCCACAUCUGCACUAUGUUCCCAGUGGCCCAUCAAUCUGAAGCUAACCCACCUGGAGUUGAACAAGGAAACACCUCUUAUUCAAUUUCAGGGCCAUUAUCUGAACAUGUCGCAACUGGACUAUAGGAUCCUGCAGGCAGAGAUACAGAACACACCAAAGACCAAGGCUUCGGUGGGACUUGGAGAGUUUUGCCUGGUUGAAGAUGUGAUGGCAGGGCUGUGGUAUCGAGGGGAGGUACGAAAUGCAAAUGCAGAUACCUUUGAUGUGUUCCUCAUUGACCAAGGCAACGUCAUGAGUGUGGACAUUUCGCAAAUGUAUUCCUGUUCAAAUGAGCUACUUGAUCUUCCCCCAAAGAUAGUCUGUGGCUAUUUUUCCAACGUGCUGCCAUUACACGACUGCUGGGAUUCUGUCAUGGAAAAGUACCUCUUGUCACUGAUUGGAACCCAUGUCACUGGCUACAUUCAUGCCCUCCUUCCCCAUAAAGUGAUGCUUUUUGAGGCCACUGACAUCAACAAAGAGUUGGCUGGACGGGGGUUUUGUAAGCAUCUGGAUGCAGACACAUUCCUCCUCUUAGUUAAGAUGCUUACAGACGUGCCCCUUGAACAGAAUAUGGAACGUGGCCCUGACUUCUACCAAAGGCCAUGGGUACAAAGUGACUUCAAAUCGUUUGGCGGGACAGAUAUGAGUGCUGGAACAUGUGUUCAAUUAAAAGUAACUGCCGCGGUGAACCCUGGCCUUUUCCACUGUCAGGUGAGCAGUGCUGCAUCGGAUUUACAGGCAAUGUCAGAGAGAUUGACUUUAGCGUGCAAUUCUACUCUAAGUGAUCCCAAUCGGACACCAAAGGACAACAUUGGUCUGCUUUGCUCAGUGAAGGGCAAAGAUGGCAAAUGGUACAGAGGCUGUUUGCAGUGCCUUCCUGUAAACUCCAAUGUGAAAGUACUUUUUGUCGACUAUGGAUUCUGUGAAUCAGUCAGAGUUGAGAAUAUUCUCAGACUGCCAGCUAAUUGCUUUUCUUUGCCCAUUAUGGCUUUUCCAUGCACCCUCUCUUCUGUAACUGAACAAGACAAAGACUGCAAACUGAGGCAGCUAUGUCUUCUCAAGAAAGGGAUACUCAAUGGAGUACUCAAUGCUAAGGUCCUCAGUUUGGAUGUGAAACUGAAUACCUACUCAAUCGAAGUACUCAGUAAUGAAGACUGCUUUGUGAAAGAACCAGAGCUGACCCAGGAGCAGUCCUUGCGCUUGUCAGUUCAAGCUGAAGUUCUUAAACCAGGGUCCAAAUCUGUGGGCUAUGUAGUUCAUGUCAUCGAUCCAAACGACUUCUCAUUGAGAACCGAAAAACGCAACGGCGACUUUGAAGACUUGAUGAGUCAAAUGUCAGAGCAUUUCAGUCAAGUAAAGCUCAACGAACAAGUGCUGAAGAAUCCUCAAAUAGGGAAAAUGUGCUGCGCAAUGUAUGAGCGUGACAUGCAUUUUUACCGAGCGGUAGUCAAACAAAAGCUUGACCAUGGAGCUGUUGUACUUUUCAUUGAUUUUGGGAACACAGAGAAUGUUCCAUACAUGCUAAUUAAGAAAAUACCGGAGAAGUUUGCGAGUCAAGCAGCAUUCGCCCUGAGUUGCACUCUGUGUAAUAUCAUGCCCCUGACUGAUGUUUGGACGUCAGCUAACAUUCAGUUUUUCAAACAAACUGUGUUAAACAAAUCCUUGAUGGUCCACGUUGUCCAUCAAAGUAAAUAUCAAAUUGUCGUCGACCUCUUUACCAUGGAAGGCCAAAGUGAUCAAGGCAUUACAGACCUACUGAUCUCUUGUAAGCAGGCUGAACCCUGGAGGUACACACAGUCAGAGUCUGUUAAGCAGGUUACAACAAGUUGGAGGCCCUGCAAACCUAAAGAAUUAUGUACCUGGACACAGCGUCAGGAUGUAGUUCCAAGGGAUGAGAAGACCGUGGUCUCCCAAUUUAAAACUAUGCCAGUGUGUGCACUAACUCUGUUCAAUGGAGAUCUGCACAAUAAUAUCAAAGUCAAUGAGCAUAUUGACAAUCCCUCCCCAAAAACAACCCAAUGCCAACAGCAAGACAUAAGGGUGUUGCCAACAUUAAAUACAACCCACAGCCAACACCAAGACAAAAGAGUGUCGCCAUCAUUAGACACAUCCCACAGCCAACAGCAAGACAAAAGGGUGUUACCAACAUUAAACGCAACCCAAUGCCAACAGCAAGACCAAAGGGUGUCACCAACAUUAAACCCAACCCAAUGCCAACGGCAAGACAAAAGUGUGUCGCCAACAUUAAACCCAACCCAAUGCCAACAGCAAGACAAAAGGGUGUUACCAACAUUAAACACAACCCAAUGCCAACAGCAAGACAAAAGGGUGUUACCAACAUUAAACGCAACCCAAUGCCAACAGCAAGACAAAAGUGUGUCGCCAACAUUAAACCCAACCCAAUGCCAACAGCAAGACAAAAGUGUGUCGCCAACAUUAAACCCAACCCAAUGCCAACAGCAAGACAAAAGGGUGUCGCCAACAUUGAACCCAACCCAAUGCCAACAGCAAGACAAAAGGGUGUCACCAACAUUAAACACAACCCAAUGCCAACAGCAAGACAAAAGUGUGUCGCCAACAUUAAACACAACCCAAUGCCAACAGCUAGACAAAAGGGUGUUGCCUAUUGGGUUGAUAGCUAUGCAAACAAAAACAACAAAAUUGAGGCCCUGCAAACCUGAAGAAUUAUGUACUUGGACACAGCGUCAGGAUGUCGUUCCAAGGGAUGAGAAGACCGUGGUCUCCCAAAUGAAAAAUAUGCCAGUGUGUGCACUAACUCAAAAUAUAACUCCAAAACCUCAAGUACCUUCUGCAUUCCCUGUCUCUUUUUCCUAUUCAUCAUUCAACUUGGGCUGUGGGAAUAAGGAGCAUGUCUAUAUCACACAUAUAAGCGACGAAUGGGAAAUCUAUUGCCAACUUGACAAGAACAGUGAAAUCAUUGAAGAACUUGAAACCAAAAUCUCAGAGGAGGAGGAGAAAUUACAUGGGGCAGAUGCCACAGCCCCAGUAGAUGGUAUGUGCCUGGCAAAAUACAUCGAUGGAAGAUGGUACAGGGGACUGGCAAAUCCCGUCCAGUCCUCUUUGUAUCUUAAUGUGUUCUUUGUGGAUUAUGGCAACACAAGCAUUGUAGAGAAGAUCAACGUCUUGUCGAUUCCUAACCAUUCAGCUGAACUGCUGUACACUCCCAUGCAGGCAGUGAAAUGUACCCUUGCUGGGGUACCCAAAUCAGAGCCCUUGGCCUGGGUGACACAGUGGCUAAAGAAAACUCUUCUCAAUGAGCUAGUGAGAGCUGUUGUAGUUGGAAAGCUUAAGGAUGGUUCAUUGACUGUUGAGCUGUUCAAUGGAGAUCUCCACAUUAAUAACAAAGUCAAUGAGCAUAUUGACAAUCCCUCCCCAAAAACAACCCACGGCCAACACCAAGACAAAAGAGUGUCGCCAGCAUUAGACGCAUCCCACAGCCAACACCAAGACAAAAGGGUGUCGCCACCAUUAAACACAACCCACAGCCAACAGCAAGACAAAAGGGGGUCGCCAACAUUAAACACAACCUACAGCAAACCCAGAGAAAAAAAGGUGUCGCCUACAAUAAACGCAACCAAAGCAACCCAGAUCCCUAAAAUGCCUACACUCUCCAGUUUUCCCGAAACAAGACUUAAACCAGGUCAACAGGCUUUACGUUAUGUCUCACACAUUAACACUGUCAGUGACUAUUUCCUUCAACUUCAAGAUGAAAAAACGAAUCUUCUGAAUAUGAGGGAGGUUCUCAACUCAAGUGUGAGCAGAGCGUCCCUGAUAAAGAGCACACGAAGGGAGUUGGAAAUGAAAAACAAUGUUCUGGCAGAGUAUGAUGAUGACAGGGCUUUGUAUCGAGCGGUCAUAAAGGGCUCUGAGCAACACGGCUUCAAAGUUGAAAUAACGACAAACUUCAAAGACGAACAAGCCAGACUAGGAAGCAGGCAACUCUACUUUGCCCCCACCAAUAUGGGCCAGGUGUAUUAUGGCUUUGCUGCAGCAGUGAUCUCCCCCUUUGACUUCUACAUAGUCCGCGAGGACUCCCUUCUCAUUAUGAAUGAAGUCUCUGCCAUGCUCGACGAGCUCCCCGAUGAGAUGCCGCCGCUUCCUGAAGCCCACCGUGUCCCUGGCUCAUGCUGCCUAGUGUAUUCAAACACAAAGGGCAGAUGGUGCAGGGCGGAGGUUGUACAUGCUGAAACAACAGUAGUGAUCAACCUUGUAGAUUACGGCCACUACAUACACCUGGCCAGCUACCAAGUCAAGGUUCUUCCGGAAGCACUUAAGAGACCGCCGAAGGUGACCUACCCGUGCUCAUUGAGGGGAGUGAGCCCAGUCUCAGAUACAGGGCAGUGGACGGAUAAGGCAGCAGUGUUCUUUCAGGAGCGUGUGUGCCACAAGGACCUCCAGAUAGUCUUCCGGGAGUUUGUUUCAGAUGACCGACAAUGGCAGGUGGACAUCCUUGUCGACGGCAUACAUCUGGCCAAGGAACUGGUGAAGGCCGGACAUUCCAGCUACAGUGACCCUCUUCUUGGACUGAGGUACGAGACAGAACGCCUGGGGAGCGUUUCUCCUCCGAGGGCAUCCCGUAUGGAGGACAUUGGGCAUGAGGUCCAUGGACACAAUUUAUCCCUUCCUGUCCUGGGAAUUUAUUAUUCUUUUUUUCUCUGUUCGAAUGUAUGCUCAAGGCUGGUACAAAAUGUCAACCAGUCAGGAUUUUCACCCUGAACUUACUUUUUCCAUUGACACUGUAUUAUACAAGCACUGUGAACACUAUAGUGCGCGCUUGAUUAUGUUAAUUGAACAAGAAAAUACCAAACAUGCAUGUUUCUACAGUCUGACAACAGUUCAAUGUUGCCGUAAAAUUAGGGUUUGUUUUAUGUUUGUUCAAGUUAUUUAUCUGCACCUCAAAAAUAUAUAGUUUGAAAAUGAAAAGAAUCAUUGUAGACUGUUCAAAUGUAUGAACCAGUCAGGAUUUCACCCUGAACUUACUUUUUCCAUUGACACUGUAUUAUACAAGCACUGUGAACACUAUAGUGCGCGCUUGAUUAUGUUAAUUGAACAAGAAAAUACCAAACAUGCAUGUUUCUACAGUCUGACAACAAUUCAAUGUUGCCGUAAAAUUAGGGUUUGUUUUAUGUUUGUUCAAGUUAUUUUUCUGCACCUCAAAAAUAUAUAGUUUAAAAAUUAGAAGAAUCUUUGUAGACUGUUGAAAUGUAUGUAUUUUUAUGAUGCUUGGUUAGACAAUUUGUUUAGAUGUUAUUGAAGUGGCCUGAUGAGUACGUUCAAGUCUGACCUAUUCUUUAAGAGGAACAUUAAACCCCUCUUAACUACUGUUCCAAGUGUUUUUGUUUACAAUCUCAAAGUUGCUUCUACGUUCUCCCAGGGCUAAGACAUCAAUUAUAUCAAGAAUCAUGAGAUGUGAAUUGUAGUUGACCCCAAAA